Onthophagus taurus is the source of this 1756-nucleotide messenger RNA. RefSeq names its product membrane bound O-acyltransferase domain containing farjavit (gene frj). Gene Ontology annotation, molecular function: lysophospholipid acyltransferase activity. Gene Ontology annotation, cellular component: mitochondria-associated endoplasmic reticulum membrane contact site; membrane. The record is from RefSeq and is a predicted model, not a curated record. Gene Ontology annotation, biological process: phosphatidylinositol biosynthetic process; lipid modification. Lineage: Eukaryota; Metazoa; Arthropoda; Insecta; Coleoptera; Scarabaeidae.
ACAUAACCUCUAUUUUAUUAUUAUCACUUGAACUUUCAACCUUACAAUCGUUUAAUCAUUCUCAAUUCGAUUUAUUGAUGUGAAAAACUCGAGAGGCCGGUCGAAAAUGAGCUUCGACGAUGUGGUUUAUUUAUCGUUAUUGUUUUCGUCGAUCGGUUUUGGUUACAUUUAUCGAAAAAUUGAGGAUGUGCAAAAGAAAAAGUUAAUUGGAACGUUUAUCGGGUUAAUAGUCGUUAUUCUAGUCUCAGGGGUACAUAUAAUCCAUUCAUUCGUUACGUAUUUCAUAAAUACGAUUAUUAUUUUAUUUGCAAGCAAAAGGCAAUGUCACCUAAUCAGCUUUAUAUUUUCGUUUUUAUACCUCUUUUUCUUCCGUACCACGGAAUAUUUCGGUAUUCCAUAUCCUCCGGGUCAUACGAAUUUAGUACAAAUGAUGUUAACCUUAAAAUUAGUCGGGUUAGCUUUUGAGGUGAAUACUUCGUACCAAUUAAAUAAGAAGAAAGAUGCUUCCAAUAAGAGUACUGAGGAGAAAUGCGAGGAUGAAUUAAAUAUGAUUAAUCCAGAUUUUAUUGAAAUUUUUCAUUAUUGUUUUAAUUAUAUUGGAGUUUUAACAGGUCCUUAUUAUAGAUAUCGCACCUUCAGAGAUUACUUUAAUUAUCCUUUUGGUAAAUAUGUUCCAUGGAAAGAAGAGACAUUAAAAAAAAUCCAAUGGGUGCCACUUUAUGCAAUCCUCUUCCUCUUAGUCUCUCAUUUAUGGCCAUUGGAGUACACAUUAACGCAAGAAUUCGAUACGGAGCGUUCGUUUUUGUACCGUUUUUGGUAUAUUUGGCCAAAUUUUUUCACCUUUCGAAUGCGAAUUUACAUUGGGUUAGUACUUUCCGAGUGUGUUUGUACCAUGGCAGGAUUAGGGGGAUACCCGGUGUUUACAGAACCAAAAGCCGGAUUAGGACCCUCGAAAAAUUUCCAAAAAUUGAAAGAAAUCGAUAAUUUAGUCGACGAAAAAUUCGAUUUUGAAACAAUACACAAUAUAAAACCCUACGAAACGGAAGUUUGCACCACGUUUCGUGAAGGGAUGAAAAAUUGGAACGUUUGCAUUCAAUAUUGGUUGGCGGUCAACGUUUAUAAACGAUUUCCAAGCAAAAAAUAUCGCACUUUUGUUACUUUAUUGGUUUCGGCCGCUUGGCACGGAGUUUAUUUGGGCUACCACAUUUGUAUUGGUUGCGCCCCUUUUUAUUUGUUGAUCGAAGAUGUUUGGGUUAAAAUCGUUUUAAACGGAAAUAAAGGAACUUCGCUAAAGGUGUGGAGUUGUAUCGUGUGGUUCUUUAAAAUGGCGGGAUUCUCGUAUUUGGGGAUAGCGUUUAGUUUAUUAUCGGCGGCUAAAAUAAUCCAUUAUUAUAAUUCGAUUUAUCACGCAGGAGCUGUUAUUGGGCUUAUAAUGUAUAUAGGUGGAGUGCAAUUAUUAAAGAGGAAGAGAAGGGAUGAGAAGGUUAAAAAUGUUGGUGUUAACAUUGAAUCUAAGAAAGAACAUUGAAUGUUGUCCUAUUAAUUUUAGAAAAAUAUCGUAUUUUAUCCAAUGAGAAAUAAAGACUCAUUUACAAGGUAAGUGUCGGAACUGUUCCUUAGAAUAUGGACGCUGUAUAUUCGUAUAACUAAAUCAGCUACCGAAUUGUGGUAAAUGUAAGGUGAUAUUCUUAAUAAGAAUCAAAAAUGCUUUAAUUUGAUACCAAACACGAUAUGUUUGGGUUAAAAAAUAGAAAAG